UAUGUAACCAUGGUUGGAUUUCUCUCACCGAAUCAGAACUUAUUGCGUAUAUAAACUUCAGCUGCUUUCAACCACACAAGAGGGAGAAAUCAAAACGAACAAAAACACACAGAAGUCGCUGAAACGUUAAAUCAUUUAACUCAACUCAAAGCUUGAGCACAAGGAAAAUGGCAGCAGCGAUUUACUUGGACGAGGAUGAAGUCUGGAAAUGUCGAAAGCAUCCUUCUAAACGUCACCGUUCUGGAGUCUGUCCGACCUGUCUCCGUGACCGUCUCUCUUCUCUCUGUCCAGACUGUGCUAACGAACGUCCCUGUGCUUGCCGCGCCAUCACCGUGUCCUCCUCCUCCUCCUCUUCUUCAUCCUCGUUUUCUUGGUUUUCAGUAUCUGGUGGCGAAAAUUUUUCUGCCGCAAUCGGAACCGUCGGCCGUGUCGGCAAUUUGGUUGAGAGUGAACCGGCGUUUCGUAGAUCGAGAUCCAUGGCAGUUUCGUUUCUUCGGUCAAAGUCAAAGUACGUUGAAAAUUUGGAUUUGGUGGGAAACGAAGUUAAUAAAGAAAGUAGAAGUCAGACGACAACGGUGUCGUUUUGGCGGUGGUUGAAGGGAGGGAAUAAAAAUAGUAAAAGUCGGAGAGGUGGAGACGUGGAAGAAGAGAGAAGAGUGAUGAUGAAGAAAUCGAGAUCGGUGGCUAUUACCGCGACGUCGGAUUAUGGGAAGUCGAAAGGGCCAAAAUGGUACUUUCCAAGCCCGAUUAAAGCUCUAAGACGGUCAAGGCUGUCUAAAGUAGUGGAGCAAGAUCGCUCGCCUAUGUACAGAGGUUGAUUGUUAUAUUAUAUUAUUUUUAAUUUUGUAAAGAAAUUAACUAAAAAUAUUCUUUUAAUUAUUAUUAUAAUUAUUAUACUAAUGUUAGUGAUCUUGUACUUGCUAAUUUGCAAAGAAAUUGUAAAUUAUGUUGGAGCAUCGGUCAA
Messenger RNA from Mangifera indica (mango), 964 nucleotides. RefSeq lists its product as uncharacterized. Bases 168 to 818 code for a protein of 216 amino acids. NCBI's taxonomy places the organism in Eukaryota, Viridiplantae, Streptophyta, Magnoliopsida, Sapindales, Anacardiaceae. The transcript has a single exon. The record is from RefSeq and is a predicted model, not a curated record.